UAGACAUGUGCAGUGGGAACUUUCCGUGCCUUUACAGCUGGACAAAAGCGGUUGUCUGAUUUUGUGUAUGGUUAAUAAUACACGUUUAGUUCAAUUACUGUUUCUUUGCUAGUUGCGAAAGCAGCCCGGAUAACGAUGAAAUUCAUUAUAGGAAUCGGCGGCGUGACCAAUGGUGGAAAAACCACACUGACCAAUAGGUUAGUCAAAGCCUUACCUAACUGUUGUGUGGUACAUCAAGAUGACUUUUUUAAGCCACCGGAUCAGAUAGAGGUCGGAGAGGACGGCUUUAAACAAUGGGAUGUGAUAACUGCAUUGGAUAUGGAAGCCAUGGUGAACACCAUCAAAGGUUGGUUGGAGAACCCAGUCAAAUUUGCACGCUCUCAUGGCAUCCAAGUGACCCCAGCGUCAGAAAUGGGAACUGCAGAGAAUGAAAACCACAUCCUAAUCGUGGAGGGAUUCCUGCUAUACAAUUAUAAGCCUUUAAUGGAAGUGUUUGACAAGUGUUACUACAUCACCAUCCCUUAUGAAGAAUGCAAGAGGAGGAGAAGUACAAGACAGUACAUUGUCCCUGACCCUCCAGGCCUGUUUGAUGGUCAUGUGUGGCCCAUGUACCUGAAACACAGAGUAGAAAUGGAGGACAACCUCUUUCCAAUUGAACACCUGGAUGGCUUGAAAUCUAAAGAGGAGAUCUAUCAGCAAGUGUAUGAAGAGAUUCACAAUACACUUUUGAAUCAUUUAUAGCAGUGUCCUGGCCAGCAGUGUGCUCAUCUGUACAGUUGUAAAUAGCCCCACCAAGAACUGAACUUCUUUUUCCUUUUUUUAAACCUUGUUUUAAACCAGAUGUAAGUGUAAAUAUUAUGAUGGAAUGUUAACUUAUCACUUUUGAGUAGUUUUUUUUUUUUUUGGAUGGUAAACAUUUGGUGUUUUCUUUUCAUCUAAGUGUUCUGUGCACCAUCUAUGUUUAUUCCAUGCGGAAAAUUCAGUGAUUUACAAAUAAAUUUUAGGUUUCUACUUGCCUGUGA
Molecule: messenger RNA, 1022 nt
Organism: Clarias gariepinus (North African catfish)
Lineage: Eukaryota; Metazoa; Chordata; Actinopteri; Siluriformes; Clariidae
Gene: mibp
Product: muscle-specific beta 1 integrin binding protein
Exons: 8
Coding region: 136-741 (201 amino acids)
Cellular component (GO): cytoplasm
Source: RefSeq, a predicted model, not a curated record